Molecule: messenger RNA, 2417 nt
Organism: Benincasa hispida (wax gourd)
Lineage: Eukaryota; Viridiplantae; Streptophyta; Magnoliopsida; Cucurbitales; Cucurbitaceae
Product: P-loop containing nucleoside triphosphate hydrolases superfamily protein
Molecular function (GO): ATP hydrolysis activity; ATP binding
Source: RefSeq, a predicted model, not a curated record
AACAACAGUUACAGAGCAGAGGCUCAAGUGUGAAGCCAAAGCGCUAACACCUGAAAAUGGCGGGAAAAGAGGAGUUGCUGUCCAAGCAGACCUCUAUGCACUCAUCUUUGUGUUCGUCUUCUCUAUCCAAACAACAAAUCGGUGAUUCCCAACCGGAGGAGACAUGCUGGAGAAAGCAAGUAGACCAGAAUCUGAAGAGGCUCCAAUCGCUCCUCUUCGGCGCCGAUUUCGCUCUCGAAAAAGGCGAUUACUCUGCCGCUCAUCUUCUUGGUCUUCGUCUUCUUGGAUUUCUCGACUCUCAGACUCAUACCGACGUUGAUCAAGCUUUUAUUCAUCCUAUUAGGCGCGAGGCUGUUGAGAAAGUUCAUGUCGCUCGCCGAUCUCUCAUGCCCGAAUCCGAUCGACAAGUGUUUGAACAAGCAAAGACAGCUCCAGGAUGUGUAUUUAGCAUGAGCAAAGAAGUGGAUUUCGGCAAGAUUAAGCAGUCAAAGUACUUUCAGGCACUUCAGCACUCUAAUGGAAGGAUUAUAAAUGAAUCGGAUCAGCUGGAGAGGGUGGAUAAGUUGAGUACCAAGGCACGAGGAAUCACUGCAGAAGCAAAGGUUACAUCCCCCCUGUAUAAAAAAGAUCAUGGCAGGAAUAGUCCUAGUCUGUACAGGAGUUCUUUGAACUCAAGUAAUCGCCUUGACGAUUGUAUUAUUGUAGAAAAGGAUCCUUCAUUAUAUGAUCAUAAAAAACCCCAAGGUAUAUCUUUCACAAAACUUGAGGAGGAAGGGCGGGCUUAUGGAAAUAUGGUUUCAACACCGACAAGACGUGUUCGGAUGGAAAUAAGUAGUCCUAAGGUAGACAAUGCCAACUCACCAUCGAGCACUGAAGAUGCUAAUGCUGACUUUUCUGGCAAUGCAUUUGUCACAGCAAGAACAAAACUGGAAAUGGAUGCAAAACAAAGACGAGGACUUGCAGGAUCACCAAAUACUUCGGUCUCCCCUCAAAGCGAUUAUAAUGUUUCAUAUAAAGGAUAUGGGAUGCGAUCAUAUGGUUCUUCACGUCGUGGAGUGCGUGGUAAUUUUGUCCCUCCUAUUAGGUCUAGUGGGGGCACUGCUGGGAACAUGGUAAAUUCACGAAUUGGUGGAAAAGGUGAAGAUGCUUUGGAUGACUCAACUAAGAGAUGUUUGGACAUGUUGUGCGGACCUGAUGGUGAGCUUCCUGAAAAAUUAAGGAAUUUGGAGCCUCGACUUAUAGAACAUGUUAGCAAUGAGAUUAUGGACAGGGAUCCGAAUGUUCGGUGGGAUGACAUAGCUGGUCUUGAACAUGCAAAAAAGUGUGUAACUGAAAUGGUUAUAUGGCCGUUAUUACGUCCCGACAUUUUCAAAGGUUGUCGCUCUCCUGGAAGAGGUCUCCUUCUUUUUGGUCCACCGGGAACAGGUAAAACAAUGAUCGGAAAAGCAAUUGCUGGAGAGGCAAAAGCAACUUUCUUUUAUAUAUCUGCUAGCUCAUUAACUAGCAAGUGGAUUGGUGAGGGUGAAAAGCUAGUGAGGGCCCUCUUUGGGGUUGCCAGUUGUCGUCAGCCAGCUGUCAUCUUUGUUGAUGAAAUUGAUUCGCUUCUGUCUCAGCGAAAAUCAGAAGGUGAACAUGAAUCAAGUAGACGACUCAAAACACAGUUCCUUAUUGAAAUGGAGGGUUUUGACAAUGGCAGCGAGCAGAUUCUUCUCAUAGGUGCAACUAAUCGACCACAAGAACUUGAUGAAGCUGCAAGGAGACGGCUUACCAAGCGACUCUACAUUCCUCUCCCUUCUUCAGAAGCAAGAGCAUGGAUUGUGCGUAAUCUCCUGGAGAAGGAUGGAUUAUUCAAGCUUUCUAAAGAUGAAAUUGAUGCGAUAUGCACUUUGACUGAAGGAUAUUCGGGUUCAGACAUGAAAAAUCUUGUUAAGGACGCUUCAAUGGGGCCUUUAAGGGAGGCUCUGAAACAAGGCACAGAAAUUACAUUGCUUAAAAAGGAGGAUAUGCGGCCUGUAACCCUUAAAGACUUUGAGAGCGCAAUGCAAGAGGUCAGGCCCUCUGUUUCUUUGAGCGAACUUGGCACAUAUGAUGAAUGGAACAAGCAAUUUGGGAGCUUAUCACUUUGAAUCUUUUUACUUGACAUAGAAGGUACGCUGGCGGGCCAAGGCCUCUGAUCUUUCUACAAAUUCGAGGUGGAGUGUAUGAUGAAGUUUAUCUUGGAUCCUCCCUUGAAGAUCCAAAUGACAAGUUGAUUUCUUCGUGUUAUUUUGUGGGAGGAGGCUUGAGAUGUAAUGUACUUAAAUGCCCUUGUAGUUCAUGCUUUUUAGCUUUUUUUUUGUAGUAAUCUAUUUGUCACGAUGAGAAUUACUUUUCAAAAUUUUGUUUACUGAUAGUCCUUUGUUGGUUCGUUUUCAUGA